Messenger RNA from Gekko japonicus, 3095 nucleotides. RefSeq names its product FAST kinase domains 1 (gene FASTKD1). The coding region runs from base 135 to 2627 and encodes 830 amino acids. Gene Ontology annotation, molecular function: RNA binding. The transcript has 14 exons. Gene Ontology annotation, biological process: regulation of mitochondrial mRNA stability; mitochondrial RNA processing. Gene Ontology annotation, cellular component: mitochondrial matrix; ribonucleoprotein granule. NCBI's taxonomy places the organism in Eukaryota, Metazoa, Chordata, Lepidosauria, Squamata, Gekkonidae. The record is from RefSeq and is a predicted model, not a curated record.
CAGGAGAUGCAAGCUUUUAUGUAUCUAAAUGCCAUGCCUUGAUGCUCACUUGCAGUUUGGUGAUGAUUGGAAGCCAAGGAGGACAGUAUCAUUCUGGACACGCUUAAAAGCAGCCUACAAAAAGGCGACAAAAAAUGUUUUGCUUGAGACGUUUUCUGUUUUCACCGAGGAGUUGCCAGUUUCGAAAGAGGAGCAGUGACUCAUUUUUCAGCCAGCUAAAUAAAUGCACAAAUGAAGAUCAAGUGUUUGAUCUUGUUGGAAAGAACAAAACCAAACUCUCCGAAAAACACGUGGAGACCGCUGUUGAUACACUUUGGCAGUUUCAAAAGAAGAAGCCUGAACUCCUGAGGAAUGUCAGUUAUGUAAGAGAUCACCCUCACUUCCUUAUCCUUCGCAUUUUAGCAGAAAACAAGAUUGAAUCUAUGAGUAAUGAAGCGUUAGUGAAAAUGCUCUACAAUUUUCUUAGGUUCAACGUUGAUGCCCACGAUUCCCUGGUAGAAGAGAUUGUCGUGGAAAGCUGGAGAAGAUUGGACAGUUUGAACAUGCCAGAGCUAUCUAGAUUUUCGUUGUGUCUGUAUGAGCAACAGAUGUUCUAUAGUCCUCUCAUGGGCCAGAUAGCUGAGAUUGUGAAUAAGAAUUUGGCUUCCAUACAGGACGCAAGGGUUUUAUCAGUUUUGAUGAUCAGCAUAUCUGGUGUUAUCUCGCAGAGUUUUCGAGAUCGGUUGAUACAGAAGGCAGAGUUUCUUUUGGAUACGGUGGAUCCCACCCCCUUGAACCAUGCCAGGAGAUUUGUACAUUUUCUACGGAAUGUAAAAUUCUGUCAUCGUCCUUUGCUACACAAGUGUAAUAAGGUUUUUCUUCAGAAUGUGAAUCAAUUGGAUUUGGACAGCCUGGGUAUCAUCCUUGGAUUCUACCAGCUCUUACAGUUUAACAACACAGAAUUUCGAUUGGCUGCGAAAGAAAAAUUGACAGAAAUGAUGGACGACUGUACCAGUACUUUGAGGUUCACUCGUCUAUUUGCUGCUCUCGCUCCUAUGGCAGGACCAGAAGUCAGAGAACAGUUAAUUGAAACUUCUCUGCUGAUGGCAGAUGAAUUUGACCAUCUCCAAGCGUUGUGCAUGAUAGAAGCCAUGCAAGAAAUGGCAUGCAGAAGUUCACAGCUGAUUCAAAAGAUUUCUUCUGUCCUCCUCAAAUACUUGGAUCUCUACAAUCCAGCAGAGUUGACCAGGAUAACGCAGUCCCUGAUCAUGCUCCGUUGCCCUAAUCCUGACCUUUACACCAAAUUACAAAUACAGCUAAUCAACCACUUAAAAGCUAGCAUCAUACCUGCAGAAAUCUCCAUGCUCAUUCGUACCCUUUCCGUGCUCCAUUCUUCUUUCAUGGAUGAAGUCGUAGUUAGUCGAAUCGAUGCCAUCUUGCCCCAGUGCAGGUUGAGUGAUUUGAGCUCCUUUGCGGCAGCUAUUAUAAAAUGGGUCCGACGGGACAAGUCCACUCGGCAAAGCCCUUCUGGGCUGUACGGGAUGCUUCUGCAAAAAGUCAAUAGCUGCGCCCAUCAGAGGAUAGAGAAAGCCAAUGAUCUGGAUCUUCUGUUAGAGGAAAUGAAGUAUGCAUCUGGGGAAUGGUUUGAAGAAGUGCUUCUUGAAGAUGCCAUUGCCGCUUUUCAGCGCUUGAAGGACCAAAUCACGUGGACAAAUGUAGUGGAGUUUUCAUCCUUUCUCACCAGAACCUCCUAUCUCUGUCCUCCAUUACUUGAUAGAAUUGCUGCUGUUAUUCUUCAGCAUUCUGAUAAGAUUUACAGUUCAGGGACUUAUUCUCUUCUCCUUCCCUUUGCAAGUCUGAAUUAUGACCCUCCCCAAAGCGAGGAGUUUUUUAACACAUGCAUUGGACAUCUCAGCUGUCAUUUGGGCCGUUUUGAGCCCCAUCUCCUCGUGCUCCUGGCUUUUGCUUUGGCUCUUGCUGAGUAUUUUCCAGAGAAUUUGGUAACGGCAAUAUUUAAUGUGGAGUUCCUCGCCAAACUGGAUGCCCAGCUUGCAAUACUUCCAGAUACCUUAAACAGGAGGGUCCGCUUACGACUGAUGGAACUGAACCGCGCUGUGUGUCUGGAGUGCCCGGAGUUUCAAGUUCCGUGGUUUCACGAGCGCUAUUGUCAGCAACUGCAGCAAAAAAGUGGUGGAAUCCUUGGUGCAUUGCACCAGCAGAUCUACAGACUGCUGGGAGAAAUCUUGGGAGGAAGCCAUUUUGCCAAAACAUCUGCUCUCACCCCCUACUAUUAUGGAAUAGACUUUGAAUGUAUUCUUGAUAGAAACAAGAAGCCGCUUCCUUACGUAGAACAGAGUGUGGUCAUGGCUGAGCUGGAGACCGUGCACUGGGGUCAAGAUGGCCAGUUCGUGGGAAGGAAAGGGCUGCCACUGGGAGCUCAGAGGAUUGCUGUAGAAUUUCUGGAUUCAAAAGACUUUUGCAAAAACUCAGAACACCCCAAAGGAGAAGUUGUUAUGAAGAAGAGACACUUGGAGAUUCUGGGAUAUCGGGUUGUCCAGAUCCCUCAUUUUGAAUGGAAUUCCAUGGAACUCUCGUCAAAGGAUGCAUGGAUCGAGUAUUUAAAAAAGAAAAUAUUUGAGGAAGUUUGAUGUCAUGCUGACGAGACGCAAAAUCAUGGCUCUAUUUUACACGGACUACACAAAAUCGCGAAGCUAUUUUAUAUAGACUUUUAUUAUGGAACAAUAAAUCUUUGCAACCCUGUGCCAGUUUUGUUGAAAUAUCUUUGUGUAACUGAGAACCUAGUUCAUACGGCCUGAAAGCAUUCAAGGGCUUUCGAAGUACACAAGCCUGCCUAGGCAUCUGCUGCCCAUUUGCCUUCUGUAUUGCAAUACGCAUCUGAGUCCUCUUCAAGAUUGCUGGACGUGUCUUCUGCGGAGUAGGGGAAUGCUUAUCUCCAUCCAGCAUCUCUAGUUGUGCAUUACCGGAGCUAUUCUGCUGGUCUUGUUUCUGGAUUAUCUCACAGGAGUCUGGGCACAGAAAUAGAAAAGGGGUGGUGAUGGGCUGCAAGGUUUGUUUGUUUUUUUGAAAAAGAGGUGCCAGGAAUUAAGCUUUCAAUC